Hemicordylus capensis (graceful crag lizard) is the source of this 3651-nucleotide messenger RNA. RefSeq names its product hook microtubule tethering protein 2 (gene HOOK2). Gene Ontology annotation, molecular function: dynein light intermediate chain binding; microtubule binding. Gene Ontology annotation, biological process: cytoplasmic microtubule organization; cytoskeleton-dependent intracellular transport. The transcript has 23 exons. NCBI's taxonomy places the organism in Eukaryota, Metazoa, Chordata, Lepidosauria, Squamata, Cordylidae. The coding region runs from base 303 to 2477 and encodes 724 amino acids. Gene Ontology annotation, cellular component: centrosome; cytoplasm. The record is from RefSeq and is a predicted model, not a curated record.
UGGGUUUCACUCAUGGUUUGAUGUUAAACUAAUUAGUCCUUGCACCUGUGGUCUCCUCACCUUAUAUAAUAUGAGGACUUCAUCUCUACUGAAUAGCUAAGUUCUUUAAAAGUCAGGUAUUGUAUCCUGGAAACCACUACCGUCUCCUGCGGUGCGUGGCACGAGGCCGCGUGCCUCUCUUCCGCCCUGGUUGCAAAUGGCGAAGCGCGAGCGAUGACGUCACGGAGAGUGCGCAAGGCGGGCCGCUUUCGAUCCGGAGGGGGCGUGGCGCAGGGAGGACCGUCCAUCGCCGCCGUGGAGCCAUGAGCGAGACGAGGCCGGCCGAGCGAUGCAGGGCGCUUCUCACUUGGCUGCAGACAUUCCACGUUCCAUCUCCAUGUACCAAGGAGCAGGAUUUGGCCAGUGGGGUUACCAUUGCCCAGGUGCUGCACAGGAUAGAUCCCUCUUGGUUCAACGAAACAUGGCUCCUGCGGAUUAAAGAUGACACUGGUGAUAACUGGAGACUGAAGGUGAGCAACCUGAAGAAGGUCCUGCAGAGCGUUGUUGAAUAUUCCCAGGAUGUCCUGGGCCACCAUGUCCCAGAGCAGCUGCUGCCUGAUGUGGCCCUGGUGGGAGAGCUGUCUGACACAGCUGAGCUGGGCAAGCUACUGCAGCUGGUGCUAGGUUGCGCUAUCAGCUGUGAGAAGAAACAAGACCACAUCCAGCAGAUCAUGACCCUAGAGGAGUCAGUGCAACAUGUUGUUAUGACAGCAAUACAGGAGCUGUUGACCAAAGAUUCAUCAGACACGCUGAGCUCGGAGACCUAUGGGAACUUUGAUAGCCAGUCCCGAAAGUACUACUUCCUCAGUGAUGACCUUGAGGAGACGGAUGACAUGCGCCAGCGCUGCCAUGAGUUGGAGCAGCAGAUCUCUAUCCUGGUGGAGGAGAAGAAUACCUUGGUGCUAGAGAACAAGUCCCUGAGGGAACAGAAAAGCUCUCUGGAGUUGGAUGCUGCUGGGCUCACUGGCAAGAAGUUGCUUCUGCUUCAGACCCAGAUAGAGCAGCUGCAAGAGGAGAACUUCCGACUGGAGAGUGGCAGAGAUGACUUCCGGGUGCGCUGUGAAGACCUAGAGAGGGAGGUGCAGGAGCUGCAGCACCGCAACGAGGAGCUGACCAGCCUGGCAGAGGAAGCACAAGCCCUCAAAGAUGAAAUGGACGUGCUACGUCACUCUUCAGACAGGGUGGGGCGGCUGGAGGCCAUGGUGGAUUCCUACAAAAAGAAGCUGGAAGACUUGGGUGACCUGCGGCGGCAGGUCCGGCUGCUUGAGGAGCGCAACACUGUCUACAUGCAGCGCACCUGUGAGCUGGAGGAGGAGCUGAGGCGGGCCAAUGCUGUGCGUGUGCAACUGGAGACACACAAAAGACAGGUGCAAGAGCUUCACAGCAAACAUGCAGAGGAGGCCUUGAAGGCAGAGAAAUGGCAGUUUGAGUUCAAGAACCUCAAGGAAAAGUUUGAGGCAUUGAUAAAAGAAAAAGAGAGGCUGAUUGAAGAGCGGGAUGUCCUCCGGGAGGCCAAUGAAGAGCUACGAUGUGCUCAGGUGCAGCAGAAAUUUCUAAACCAAGCAGAUAACAUGCUAGAAGAGAUUGCUUCCCCCGUGGAUAACUUGGCAGCUGAAAUCAUGCCAGCAGAACUCAAGGAGACCAUUGUGAGGCUGCAGCAUGAGAACAAGUUGCUAUGCGCACAGGAGUUGUCGUAUCGGCUGCAGUAUGCUGAGUCGCAGGCCCUUCUGGAAGAGUCUAAUCGCACUAAGAAUCAGCUGGAGGCACAGCAGAGACUAAGCCAGCAACAGAUCUCCGACCUCAAGACACAAGUGGAGGAGCUGCAGCGGGCGCUCCAGGAGCAAGGAAGCAAGGCAGAGGAUUCCUCUCUGCUGCAGAAGAAGCUGGAAGAGCACCUAGAGAAAUUGCAUGAAGCCCAUGCGGAUCUUCAGAAGAAGAAGGAAUGCCUCGAUGAAUUGGAGCCCAAAGUGGACAGCACCACUGCCAAGAAGAUUGAUGAACUGCAGCAGUCAUUGAAGAAGAAGGAUGAGGACAUGAGAGCCAUGGAGGAGAGAUACAAGCGCUAUAUGGACAAGGCUUGCACUGUCAUCAAGAAGCUGGAUCCCAAGCAGCAGCCUCAUGUAGUUCCCCUGGAGAUCCAGGCUUUGAAAAACCAGCUGCAGGAAAAAGAUAAGAAGAUAAACCACUUGGAGUCUGAUUAUGAGAAGUCCAAAUCUCAACAGGAGCAAGAAGAAAAGCUCAUCAUCUCUGCCUGGUAUAACAUGGGCCUGGCCUUGCAUCAACAAGCUACAGAGGAGCGCUCAUCCAGCUCAUCAACAGUCCAGUCCUUCUUAGCUCAGCAAAGACUGGCCACUAAUGCUCGGCGGGGUCACAUGAGCCGAGUUCAGCCCUUCUUACUUCGAUAUGUGGGUGCAGACAAGUCUUCUCAGUUGUCCUGAUCUAGUGAAGCUGUCCUGUGGGUUUUCCUAGGAAAUGCUUUACUUGGGUGCAGUGUUCAAAUGAGGUGUAAACUGAGCUCCUAGUCCCCAUGCAAUGGUACCUCCAUGGAAACUCAGUUUCCAUUUCUUUUGUUAGAGUGAGUUCUCUGCUACUUGACGACUCCUCUUAUAACAAGCUGUGGUGCUCUUAUUUCUGGAGGGAGGAGAGUCUCGGGCAGCUAGGAGUUGGACUUGCUCUAGCAGAUGCAAAACUACCUAACUCUUCUCCCACCAUAACUGGGGGACUGUUGGAAGGCAGUGCCUUGGGAGACAGAUGGGGGAGGAACCCUUCACCUCCACUCCUUGCCCAUCCCCUUUAAAUUCUGGCUUGUGCAGAUCAUCUUCUGCAUUGCUCUGUUCCCACCUGAGCCCAGCACAUAAAAUGCUCCUCCUUGAACAAUCGCAUUUUCAUAUUGUCCAGAGAGGGAGUCCUGUAGCUGCUGCAAUUCAAAACUCCUCUCUAGAGCAGUGAGGAUGCCAGCCUCUCACAGUAUAGUGAAUGUGUAAGGAUCUGGUGGCUGCUCUGAUCUUAGAGCUGUGGUUGGAGUGUGACCCCUUCAAAGCUGGUGCCAGUGCUACGCCCCGCCCUCCUUGUAUAACCGCUGCAGCACCUGAGGCACAUCGGACACAACUUCCACCUCGUGGCUUAUGACUCCCUUCUAAGAAGGGACUGGGUGGCGGGGGAGAGAAACACUUGAAACUAUAUAAACACUAAACUGAUUUUAGACACUGGAAAUGAAGAGACCUGUAGUCCUGCCCAUCUGUAGUCUGUGUGCGCACCUUUUACUGUGUACUGUUUUCACAGCAAUAUUUAGUGGCUGGUGUUUUUCAAGUGUUGCUCUGUGUUUUUUCCGUUACUAUGCCUUUCCCUUUUGGAUCAUAUUCUCAUUCUGGGAAGAACUGCAAGUUGCAGUAUCCUUUUAAAAAAAUCUGUUGGUUACUAAAAAAAAACAACCAAACUUUUAAAUAUAGUUUUAAUGCUGUAAAUUAUACUUUCUGUAAAGCUAUCUUGUUUAUCUGGGCAGGAAUCACUGCCUCUUAUUUUUCUAUUAAACAGAAGUCUGACGUACAGAGGGGGACGGGGAGAUGUCUAUAGAAUCUUCACACUACAAAUAAAAAGAUACCAAAAUCCUUC